Messenger RNA from Argiope bruennichi, 1776 nucleotides. RefSeq names its product WD40 repeat-containing protein SMU1 (gene Smu1). Gene Ontology annotation, biological process: mRNA splicing, via spliceosome. Bases 115 to 1656 code for a protein of 513 amino acids. Gene Ontology annotation, cellular component: precatalytic spliceosome. Lineage: Eukaryota; Metazoa; Arthropoda; Arachnida; Araneae; Araneidae. The record is from RefSeq and is a predicted model, not a curated record. The transcript is spliced from 11 exons. Gene Ontology annotation, molecular function: protein binding.
CUGAAAUAAAUUGAUGUAUUUGUUUGCAUUUUGCGCUGUGUGCGAAUUGUUAUUAAGCAGCCAGUAAAGUGAAAUUUACUAACUUUCAAAGUCAGAAAAUUAUUAAAGGUGACAAUGUCUAUUGAAAUUGAAUCAGCUGAUGUCAUCCGUCUUAUUCAGCAAUACUUGAAAGAAAAUAACCUAUUCAGAACAUUACAAACUUUACAGGAUGAGACUUCUAUAUCUCUAAACACUGUAGAUAGUGUUGAUAGUUUCAUUCAAGAUAUUAACAAUGGGCAUUGGGACACUGUACUAAAAGUUGUUCAGUCAUUGAAACUACCUGACAAAAAGCUGAUUGAUCUAUAUGAACAGGUUGUUUUAGAACUUAUUGAACUUCGAGAACUUGGUGCUGCCCGUUCUCUUCUGCGCCAGACUGAUCCUAUGAUAAAAUUAAAACAAGAAGCACCUGAAAGACAUACUCAUCUUGAAAAUCUUUUGUUGCGCUCUUAUUUCGAUCCAAGAGAAGCAUAUCCUGAGGGAAGUAGCAAAGAGCGUAGAAGAGCAGCUAUUGCUCAAUCAUUAGCAGGUGAAGUGAGUGUAGUACCGCCAUCUCGUCUGCUUGCUUUGCUGGGUCAAGCUUUGAAAUGGCAGCAACAUCAAGGUCUUUUACCUCCAGGUACAACUAUCGAUUUGUUCCGUGGUAAAGCAGCCAUCAAGGAACAGGAGGAAGAAAAAUAUCCUACUCAACUUUCAAAACAAAUCAAAUUUGGACAAAAAGCUCAUGUUGAAAGUGCAAGAUUCUCACCUGAUGGUCAAUAUUUGGUUACUGGAUCAGUAGAUGGUUUCAUAGAAGUAUGGAAUUUCACUACAGGAAAGAUUAGGAAGGAUUUAAAAUAUCAGGCCAAUGAUAACUUUAUGAUGAUGGACGAUGCUGUUUUAUGUCUGUGCUUCAGUAGAGAUUCUGAAAUGUUAGCAUCAGGAAGCCAGGAUGGAAAAAUUAAGGUAUGGAAAAUUCAAACUGGUCAAUGUUUACGACGAUUUGAGAAGGCCCAUGCUAAAGGUGUGACUUGUGUCCAGUUUUCUAGAGAUAGCAGUCAGCUCUUGAGUGCUUCUUUUGAUCAAACUAUCAGAGUUCAUGGUUUAAAAUCAGGAAAACUGCUGAAAGAAUUUCGAGGUCACACUUCAUUUGUUAAUGAGGCUAUAUUUACAGCAGAUGGGCACAAUAUUUUGAGUGCUAGCUCUGAUGGAACUGUUAAACUAUGGAAUAUAAAGAGCACUGAAUGUGUCAACACUUUCAAAUCUCUUGGAAGCUCUAGUGGUAUUGACAUAACUGUCAACAGUGUUCAUGCUUUACCCAAAAAUACUGAACAUUUUGUGGUAUGCAAUAGAUCAAAUACUGUGUCCAUUCUGAACAUGCAGGGUCAGAUUGUAAGAAGUUUCUCCAGUGGUAAAAGAGAGGGUGGAGAUUUCGUUUGCUGUACAGUAUCACCUAGGGGUGAAUGGAUAUAUUGUGUUGGUGAAGACUUCGUGUUAUAUUGCUUUUCUACCUCCACUGGCAAACUGGAGAGAACUCUAACAGUUCAUGAGAAAGAUGUAAUUGGUAUUAGCCACCAUCCACAUCAAAAUCUUAUUGGCACAUAUAGUGAAGAUGGUUUGUUAAAACUGUGGAAGCCCUAAGGAUUUUUUUAAUUUAAUUUUUUCUUUUUUUACACACCCAAGCUUAUGACAUUUUUCUUCAUAUAUGUAACAUGUAUAAUUGUAUAACCAUUCAUUGAAAAAUAAAGUCAUUGCUCAUUU